ACGGAGGCGGCAGAGGACCGCAUCUCGGAGCUGCCGGAGGCGCUGCGGCUGCACGUCCUCUGCCUGCUCCCGCUCAAAUCCGCCAUCCGCACGGGCGCGCUCUCCUCCCGGUGGCGCUCCCUCUGGACGCACCGCUGGCCGGCGCCCUCCUCCCUGGACUUCCGCCUCGGCACCUACGACUCCCCGCAUCCGCUCCUCGAAACCCUGGAGCGGCGCGGGGGGCGGCGCCUCCAGCGGUUCGCCCUCUCCUUCGGCAUCGGCGAGCUCAAGCCCGAGCACUUCCGCCGCUGCCUCGGCUACGCCGUCGCCUGCGCCGUCGAGGACCUGCACGUCCACCGCGCGCACCACUUCUUCGCCCGCUUCUUCAGGUUCCGGCUUCCGCUGGGCGACCCCCACCUCGCCCGCCUCUCGUUCCGCUUCAUCAGGGUCGACCUCCCGUCGUCCUUCUCCGCCCGCUCCCACCCCUUCACCGCCCUCGAGGUCAUCCACCUCCGCUGCGUCCACAUCUCCGACGACACAGUCAGCAGCCUGGUCGCCGCGUGCCCCCUCCUCCACACCCUCGAUUUGCGCUACUGCGAAGGCCUCGACUUCGUCAGCGUCGCGGCGGCCGGGGCACACCUGAGGAGCCUCACCGUUGCAGAGUGCGGUCGGGACACCCAAGUUCUUUUCGCCGACGAGGCGUCCGGCCUGCGCUCAUUCCGCUACAGCGGCACCUACAUGUCUGCCUACAGCAUCCCGGCCACCCCCACUAUUGCUGACCUUUACAUCUGCUUCGGAGGACCUUACAGCCGGCGGCGCUUGUUAGCGCCGUCGCGGCUGCGGUUUUAUGGACAGGAGCCUCACGGUUGCAGAAACUGGCUUCAACUACUUACCAAUCUGUCCAACCUUACUGUGCUUACCCUCUGCAGCAUUGUCCUACGGAGACUGUCUGCCAAAGCUCGUGCCAGAUUAGUUGCCACAGGCGCUGCACGGCCAUGUAAAUUGCUGAAUUUGAGAGAGCUUCAGCUACUGAUGUUUGAAGUGGAGAUCAACAACAUGAACGACAUUUACUCUUUCCUCGUGGCGUGCUGUGGCCCUCGGUUGGAGAGGCUAUUUGUGCAGCUUCCGACAAUCAAUUAUCCAUAUGAGCCAGAGGAUGAACCAUCAGGAUCAGAAUCAGAGGAAAACGGGCCAACGGAAGAGCUAUCGUACCAAGAGGCACAGGGGGAAGAUGAGCUGGAUGAAGACUUUUCAGAAGGAGAAGCACUGGAGAAAGAUAGGCUAGAGGAAGAGCUGGCAGAGGCAGAUGCUCUGGAGGAAGAUGAGCUAGAGGAAGAGUUGCUAGAGGGAAAUGAGCUAGAGGAAGAGUUGUCAGGGGGAGAGCCACCUGAGGAAAAGCAAUCAGAGAAACAGGAGUUAGAAGGGUCAAUGGAAGAGCUAUCUGAUAGAGGGCAAUCAGAGGAAGAGACACUUAAGCACGACGAUGUCUUUGAGAACCUCAUGCUGCUCAAAAUGAUGAAUUUCAUGGGACGCGACAAUGAGAUGCAGCUAGUAAGCCUUGUGUUGAAGAAGGCUACUAGUCUCAAGCAACUGAUACUAUUUACUCCCAAGAUUAAUCACCCAGAAGAGCUCCAGAAGGAUCAUACGAAUACUUCCAGUUUGCUUGAAAGAAAACUAUUUUCUCUCAGAAAGGCCUCACCAAAUGCUCAGAUAGUUCUCAGCGAGCCUGAUGAUAGUGCAAUCCAGCCGUUGCACGAGGCUUUUGUCAAUGAUUUUCUUGUUGUGGAGUUAUGAUCGGAUAAUGUGAAAUAUCAGAAACUAGCAAUCAUUAGGUAAGACAAACAACAAGCUAAUCUUCAAGGUAGUCUGGAUGAUGUGUGCUGUAGUCCAUGAAGGAUCAUGGAGUAUGUUGUCUGGGCCUUAUAUUUUGUAGCUUAGCUCCUUAAGACUAUCAAAAAUAUCAUAUGAUUACCCAGUGUCCACAUUAACCUGGUGCUUUGUUGGUGGAGAAGAAAGUCCUGCUAAAACACUAUAGAAGGUGCUAUGCUCUAGCUUUGUGCCCCUUAAUUUGCAUUUAGUACAGCUGUACAUUAAUCAGUUGGUACACCAACGAAUGUUGCAAUUUUAUUUAUUUUUCAGUUUUCCUUA
This is a messenger RNA of Hordeum vulgare subsp. vulgare (domesticated barley), 2127 nucleotides long. RefSeq lists its product as uncharacterized. The record is from RefSeq and is a predicted model, not a curated record. Bases 718 to 1773 code for a protein of 351 amino acids. The transcript is spliced from 3 exons. Lineage: Eukaryota; Viridiplantae; Streptophyta; Magnoliopsida; Poales; Poaceae.